AUGUGCAGUUGCUUCAGAGGCCUAUGGCGCCUGUUUUGCGGCGGCGGCCCCGCGCGGCGCGGCGACAAGGACGCUGAAAACCACCAGGAAUGGGGGCGCGGCGGCGUGGCGGGGGCCGACGACAUCGAAGCGCGGGAGCGGCUGCUUUCCAACGGCGACGCCGACUCUGGACGGGCGCCGGUGCAGCGGCCUGCCAGCCGGAAAGAAAGCUUCGCCCUGGAGGGCGCGGCGGGCGCCGACGGGCCCGCAGUGGAGGACGUGCCGCUGCCGGCGCCACUGGCCGCACGGCCGCGAUCCGACAGCAAGCAGCAGCAGCAAGCCCCGCGCGGGGAGCCGCCCUCGGCGCGGCUUUCCAAGGGCGGCCUGAAUGCGAUAAGCGCCGCCGCCGGCGACACCGGCCGCGCGGUCACCGUCAUGCGGCACGGCCACCGACAGGAUGAGCUGGACGCGACGUGGUCGCGCGUCGCCACGCGGCCGUGGGACCCGCCGCUGUCCAUCAAGGGCCGCUCCCAGGCGCGAGAGGUCGCGGCUGCCAUGAGGGACCUGAACAUUGACAUUAUUGUGACGUCACCCUUUAAGCGCUGCCUGCAGACCAGCGCUGAAAUCGCCGCAGAACUGGGGACGCCCCAGGGGGCGUGGCUGGUGGACUGGGGCCUGUCGGAGGUGUGCGACCCCCGGGUGCUCAUGCACGGCCGCCCCGACUGCGUGCACAUGGCCAAGCGACGGCCGGUGGACGCCUGGAUGUGGGGCGGCGCCACGAUGCAGGAGGCCAUUGACAUGUUCGUGCAGUCAUGCGUAGAGCAGCUGCCAGCCCUGUCGAUACGGCCCGUCCCGCGCCCAGGGUCCCAGCCGCCGCCAUACCCAGAGGCGCUGGAGGCGGGGCUGCAGCGGUACGGGCGUACAGUGCAGCAGCUGGUGUGGGCCUUUCCCGGGAAGAACCUGCUGGUGGUUUCACAUGGGGAGUGUGUGAGGGCCGUGGUCAAUAUGAUGGAGCCCAAGUGCGAGAUUUUUGAGGUCCGCCACGUGGGCUACGCAGUCCUGCAAUACAAUGACCCCGCCACUGCAGCAGAAGACGGCCACCGCGGCUGGAAGCUCGCAUCCUCGGAAGGCGGCGAGACAGGCGUGUUCUGGCUGUGGGAGGACAGCUGA
Molecule: messenger RNA, 1149 nt
Organism: Monoraphidium neglectum
Lineage: Eukaryota; Viridiplantae; Chlorophyta; Chlorophyceae; Sphaeropleales; Selenastraceae
Exons: 7
Coding region: 1-1149 (382 amino acids)
Source: RefSeq, a predicted model, not a curated record